AUGUCGGGCUUUAGAUACGCGUUUUCCUUGUCAUCCGAUCAGGUUCGAGACGAAACUCCUCCUGGCACAAUUUCGCUAAGUUCACAUGGAUCCGGCGUAAUCGAACACGGAGAAUCGGCUCAAGGGAGUGAGCUGGUACUUCAUCCUCAGCCCACCUCAAGCCCACUAGAUCCGUUGAAUUGGCCCACAUGGCGGAAAGCGGCUGUGUUAGUUUGUAUGUCGCUCUACGCGGCCAUUGGCAACUUUGCUUCUGCAUCAAUCGCAAGCGCCUUCCCCCUCUAUGAGACACCACUUGCCUUUGAUCCGCCCGUUUCUCUCGGAUCCCUGACUCAUCUUAUUGCGGUAAAUGUCCUCAUGAUGGGCGCCGCAAAUAUUUGGUGGGUUCCGUUGGCCAACACGUUCGGCCGGAGGCCCAUUAUUGUCGGCAAUGUUCUGUUGCUAGUACUCUGCUCAAUGUGGUCUGGGCUUGCUAAAAGCUUUGAAAGUCUGUUGGUUGCCCGUAUAUUUAUGGGUAUCGCAGUUGCGCCUGCGGAUACAAUCGCUCCAAGUGUGGUCGGGGAGAUAUUUUUCACUCAUCAAAGAGGUCGUGCUAUGGGAUUCUAUACUGUUUGCCUCUGCAUCGGGCCUCUAAUUGGAGGCAUUUCAGGUGGAUACAUCGCCGGCAACAAAGGUCUUGCAUGGAUUCAUUGGGUCAACGUGAUCCUGUCUGCUAUUUUGCUAGUUGCCUGUGCCACACUCGUACCGGAGACAUUGUUCAAAAGAGACCAGGAGCCCUCUUCCUCUCGAAUUGCGCAUUCUAAGGAGACCGAUGCUAAGCCUGAGGCUGAGAUCGUGGAAAAUAUGGCCUCUGCAUCUUUCAGUGAUCACUCGAAUCACCAAAGUUUGUCUGCCACCAUGCUGAAAGCCCGAAAGUAUGAUGGGAACAUACUUCAAAAGUUCAUUGCUCCCUGGAAAACGUUGCGCCUGCCUGGGGUUUGGCUUGUGAUGUUUUGGUAUGCCGGUCUUGUGGGGGGCGUGGUCACGAUCACUACUGUCGGACCAAGUAUCAUUGCUUCCCCUCCAUAUCUUUGGGGAAACAACGCCGGCCUGAUCAUGGUCGGGGGUGUUGUUGGUGGCGUGCUAGGGUUCGUUGUGACAGGGUUGACCGCUGAUCGCAUCGUGGUCACCAAAAGCGUGUUGCAGGGAAAGUCAUUAGUCGAGCCGGAAACCCGCUUGCCUGUUGCUAUUCCCGGCUUGAUUCUAGCCACUACAGGACUAUGGGCAUUUGGAUUUUCUGCUCAAAAUCCAGGCCCGACACAUAUGUGGCUUGGGAUGCAGUUUGGGAUUGGAAUGCUUUCCUUCGGCUUGAUGCAAGCGCCAUCGAUCGGAUUCAAUUAUGUUUGUAUCCCCUAA
Molecule: messenger RNA, 1392 nt
Organism: Penicillium verhagenii
Lineage: Eukaryota; Fungi; Ascomycota; Eurotiomycetes; Eurotiales; Aspergillaceae
Exons: 5
Coding region: 1-1392 (463 amino acids)
Biological process (GO): transmembrane transport
Molecular function (GO): transmembrane transporter activity
Source: RefSeq, a predicted model, not a curated record